Messenger RNA from Nothoprocta perdicaria, 2240 nucleotides. RefSeq names its product jade family PHD finger 3 (gene JADE3). NCBI's taxonomy places the organism in Eukaryota, Metazoa, Chordata, Aves, Tinamiformes, Tinamidae. The record is from RefSeq and is a predicted model, not a curated record. Bases 37 to 2163 code for a protein of 708 amino acids. Gene Ontology annotation, cellular component: histone acetyltransferase complex. The transcript has 12 exons. Gene Ontology annotation, biological process: regulation of transcription by RNA polymerase II.
AGUCUCUUGGAGAGCUUCCCUUAAGGAUGCGUCAGGAUGAAACGCCACAGGCAUCUUAGCACCAGUGACAGUUCAGACAAUGAGAGUCCUUCCACUUCCUUUUCUUCUUGCGCUAAAUACAGGAGCAAGUCAAAAACACCAGCAAAUGAACAAAAGAAGCCUGCUGAGGUGUUCCGUAAGGAUCUCAUUAGUGCCAUGAAAUUGCCGGAUUCUCACCAUGUCAACUCAGAUGAAUACUAUAUCUUUGCGGACACGUGGAAGCAGGAAUGGGAGAAAGGAGUCCAGGUUCCAGCCAGCCCCGAGACUAUUCCACAGCCUUCUCUCAGGAUUGUAGCAGAAAAGGUGAAGGAAGUUCUGUAUACCCGACCCAGGAAGUAUAUCCACUGCUCCAGCCAGGAGCCCACYGAGCCCGGUUACAUCAACAUUUUGGAACUGGCAGAAUCUGUGUGUCGCUAUGACCUGGAUGACAUGGACAUCUUCUGGCUUCAGGAGCUAAAUGAGGAGCUUACAGAAAUGGGCUGCGGGCCCCUGGACGAGAACACCAUGGAGAAGACCAUCGAGGUGCUGGAGCGGCACUGCCACGAGAACAUGAACCACGCCAUCGAGACCGAGGAGGGGCUGGGCAUCGAGUACGACGAGGACGUCAUCUGCGACGUGUGCCGCUCGCCCGACAGCGAGGACGGCAACGACAUGGUGUUCUGCGACAAGUGCAACAUCUGCGUCCACCAGGCGUGCUACGGCAUCCUGAAGGUCCCCGAGGGGAGCUGGCUGUGCCGCACCUGCGUGCUGGGAAUACACCCGCAGUGCCUGCUGUGCCCCAAAAGGGGCGGCGCCAUGAAGGCCACCAGGACCGGCACCAAGUGGGCCCACGUGAGCUGCGCCCUCUGGAUCCCCGAGGUUAGCAUUGCUUGUCCAGAGAGGAUGGAGCCCAUCACCAAGGUGUCCCACAUCCCCCCAAGUCGGUGGGCUCUAGUUUGUAGUUUAUGCAAACUCAAAACUGGUGCUUGCAUUCAGUGCUCUGUGAAAAGCUGCAUCACUGCCUUCCAUGUCACCUGUGCCUUCGAGCAUAGCUUGGAGAUGAAGACCAUUCUGGAUGACGGGGAUGAGGUCAAGUUCAAGUCGUACUGUCUAAAGCACAGCAAAAACAAACCCAAUUCUCUGCCCGACAUGGAUGAGCACCCCAAGAGCGUGUCGGAGCAGAAGCAAACGGAGAGCGAGAAAACCAGUUUGCGAGCGCAGAAACUCCGGGAGCUGGAAGAAGAAUUUUACUCCCUAGUGAAAGUGGAGGAUGUUGCAGCAGAACUGGGCCUACCGAAACUUGCUGUAGAUUUCAUCUACAAUUACUGGAAAUUAAAACGGAAAAGUAACUUUAACAAACCGUUGUUUCCUCCCAAGGAGGAUGAAGAGAAUGGCUUGGUGCAGCCCAAAGAGGAUAGCAUUCAUACUCGCAUGAGGAUGUUCAUGCAUUUGAGGCAGGACCUGGAGAGGGUGAGGAAUCUCUGCUACAUGGUAAGCAGGAGAGAGAAACUAAAGCUGUCUCACAGUAAAGUACACGAACAGGUCUUCAAUUUGCAAGUCCAGCUCAUUAAUCAGGAAAUUGCUGCAGGCCACGCGCUGAGCGGGGCGCUGGACAGCGCGCUGUUCUACCCGCCGCCGCCGCCGCGGAUCACGCUCAAGCUGCGCAUGCCGCGCGCGGCGCUGGCCGAGCUGCCCACCCGCUCCAACGGCCUCGUGGGCCAGCGGGACAGCUCCAGCCAGACGCCCUGCGAGCAGGAGGCCGGGCUCGCCGCGCACCUGGCCGCCCCCGGCRGCUUCCGCAGAGCCACCAUGGAGCAUUUCAGCCGCUCCUUCAAGGAGGCCACCAACAGCCUGGUGAGGACCACGGAGGACCUGCGGUGCUGCGAGAAGCCGCCGAGGAGGCUGGCGCCCAAGGAGCGCCUGUGGAGCAGGGCGCCGCUCGAGGGGGCUCCCUACCAGGACAACGACGGCUACUGCCCCGACCUGGAGCUCAGCGACUCCGAGGCGGAGAGCGACGAAAACAAGGAGCAAGUGCGGCUCCGGCGGAGCAGCUCCGAGAGGGACAGCCCCRGCAGGGACUUUGGCAGGGAUUGUCACAGCAGGAACAAAAAGAACAUGGUUUCCCACGGCGCGGUGCAGAGGUGAUUAGAAGCCCCUGCGGGGUGACUCGGCUUCCGCGCCGUCCCGCGUGCCCGCGCCGCGCUCGGCGUCGGGAGGCUCCG